Rhinolophus ferrumequinum (greater horseshoe bat) is the source of this 792-nucleotide messenger RNA. RefSeq names its product extensin-like. The record is from RefSeq and is a predicted model, not a curated record. The transcript has 2 exons. Lineage: Eukaryota; Metazoa; Chordata; Mammalia; Chiroptera; Rhinolophidae. Bases 1 to 792 code for a protein of 263 amino acids.
AUGCCUCGAAUUCCUUCCUGGCCCGGCGGUCUGGCUGCGAGACCAGCAUCCGCCGGGACGCGGGCCGGCAAGGCGGGCCGACAGCUGCGGCGGCGGCGGCGGGACCCCUCCCCGCCCGGCCCGCGCCCCCGCAGCCCGGUCCCGCACGCCGAUCACUUCCUUCCUCCCCGGGUGCCCGCGGGCCCCGCGCAGCCCCCUCCCCGGCGGCCCCGGCCCCCCGCCCCGCCGCGCCGCUCCCCGCCCCCACCGGGCCCCGCGCGCCCUCCCCCCAAUCCCAAACUCGACCCUAAAACUUUCUUCCGUCCCCCCGAAAACGUCCUCCUAGCUCCCUGCCCCAAACAUUUCUCCUCGGAUUCUCGCUCCCACCGAGAAGUCGCUCAGAACCUUCCCUCCCCCUCCAAAAACUCCAAAAACAUUCCCAAGGUCUCGCCCCCAAAGAUCUCCCCUUCCGAGCUCUUCCUCCAAAAUUCCACUCAAACUCUCCCCUCACCUCAACUCCACGCACACCCUCCCCCAACCCUCCCCGGAUUGCGCCCGCCGGUUCUGCUCGCUCGCCCCCGGGUGCCCCGACCCCUCAGCGGGUCAGGCCACCCACUCCGGGAGCCCUCCUCUCCCCGCGCCCGUCUGCCCCGGCCUCCUGCGCCGCGCUCUCGCCGCCUCUCCUUGGCCCCCUCACCUCGGCUGCUCCGGCCCGCGCUCCAACCCGCCGCGGGUUCCGGCGCUCUGCUCCCGGCGGCGGGCGCCUCCUCGGGCUCCCCCGGACUGACAAUGAGGGGCGGGACCGGAGGAUGA